Gracilinanus agilis (Agile Gracile Mouse Opossum) is the source of this 1350-nucleotide messenger RNA. Its product is annotated as probable E3 ubiquitin-protein ligase TRIML1. Gene Ontology annotation, molecular function: protein binding; zinc ion binding. The transcript has 6 exons. Lineage: Eukaryota; Metazoa; Chordata; Mammalia; Didelphimorphia; Didelphidae. The coding region runs from base 1 to 1350 and encodes 449 amino acids. The record is from RefSeq and is a predicted model, not a curated record.
AUGGAGGCCAAAGAAUUGAUUGAAAACUUCAAGGUGGAACUCACUUGCUCCAUCUGUCUGGGCUACUUCACAGACCCAGUGAUUGCCAAAUGUGGACACAGUUUUUGCAAAGACUGUCUCCUCCAGUGCGAUGAGCAACCUGAUGCUACAUUAACUUGUCCAGAGUGCAGAGAGGUCAUUAGAUCCAGUGGCAUUGGGACCAACAAGAACCUGCAGAACUUGUCCAUCACUGGCAAAGCACUCAGACAGCAUUUACAGCAGAGCAUGGUACUUCUGACCACCUGUGAUCAACAUUUUGAAAGAGAGAAGCUCUUCUGUAAGCAAGACCAAAAAUUGAUUUGUGAUUCCUGCUUAAUAACCCAAGAUCACAAGGAUCACAAAGUCCUUCCCUUGAAAAUAGCUGCUAAAAAGUGCAAGAAGAAACUUCAGAAGAAAAAGAAAAUUUUACAGGAAAAGAAGGAGGGAUUUAAAGAGGCAAUCAAUGAAUUGAGAACAUCAGCCGCAUAUGUUAAGAAAAAAUCAAAUUAUAUUAAGGAUUUAAUUAGACAUGCAUACAAUGAAAUGCACAAAUUCUUGUGGAAAGAAGAAAAUAAAAGUCUGCAAGAACUGGACCAGGAAAUAAAAGAAAUACUGACAGAAUUUGAGAAGAAUGAGAACUUUCUGUCCCAACAAAUUCAACAUCUGGAACAAAGGAUAUUAGAAACAGAGGAGAGUUUGGACAAUGCACCUUUGGAAAUGCUCCAGGAUAUGAAAGGCAUCCUGAAAAGGAAUGAGGAGCUGCUUCUUCAAAAGCCAAAGACUGUUGAGUUUAGUUAUACAAUUUGUGCUGUGACUGGUUUAGCAGAAAUUCUCAAGAGCUAUAAAGUGGAUAUAUCAUUGGAUCCUAAAACAGACAGUUUUCAUCUUACUGUGCCUGAAGAGUUUAAGCAUUUAAAGUAUGAAUUUGACUCACAAGACCAGCCUGGCAUGCAAGAAGACUAUUUUGUUACUGUGUUGGGAGCUCAGACCUUUACCAGUGGAACACAUUACUGGGAAGUAAAUUUGGAAGGUCAGAAAGAAUGGGUAUUUGGAAUUUGUGAAGAUUCAGUCCUAAAAAACGGGAAUGUCUCCAUAUUAUUUGAGGAUGUAAUAGCUAUAAUAGCCUUAAAAGUUAAAAAUGAAAUACUUUUCUGGAGUCCAUCAUAUUUCUUUUUUCAGAUACCUAGAAAAAAGGUGGGCAUUUUACUUAACUAUGAGGAGGGCUAUGUUUCCUUUUAUGAUAUUAAAAGCAGAUUUAUUCUCUUUAGUUUCUCAAAUUCAGCUUUUCAAGGGCCUGUUCGCCCUUUCUUCUCUACCUCUUGUAAGAAAUGA